Molecule: messenger RNA, 844 nt
Organism: Alligator mississippiensis (American alligator)
Lineage: Eukaryota; Metazoa; Chordata; Crocodylia; Alligatoridae
Gene: MANF
Product: mesencephalic astrocyte derived neurotrophic factor
Exons: 4
Coding region: 48-590 (180 amino acids)
Biological process (GO): dopaminergic neuron differentiation; neuron projection development
Cellular component (GO): endoplasmic reticulum
Source: RefSeq, a predicted model, not a curated record
CGUAGGGGCCAGUGCGCGCGGGCUGGCGACGGGGCCGGUGCGGCAGGAUGCGGGCGGACACCGGGCUCUGGGCGGCGCUGGCGCUCGUGCUGCUCCCGGCCGCGGGCCGCGCUCUGCGCGACGGCGAGUGCGAGGUGUGCGUUACAUUCCUGGGGAGGUUCUAUCAGGGCUUAAACAACCUUAAUGUUGAGUUCACACCAGCCAGCGUGGAAAAGGAACUCUUAAAAGCCUGUAAAGAGGCAAAAGGCAAAGAGAAUCGAUUUUGUUAUUACAUUGGAGCCACUAGUGAUGCAGCCACAAAAAUCAUUAAUGAGGUGUCAAAACCCCUUAGUCAUCACAUUCCUGUGGAAAAAGUCUGUGAGAAACUGAAGAAAAAAGACAGCCAGAUCUGCGAGCUAAAAUAUGACAAACAGAUUGACCUGAGCACUGUGGACCUGAAGAAACUGAGAGUGAAAGAGCUGAAGAAGAUCCUAGAUGACUGGGGUGAAACAUGCAAGGGCUGCGCAGAGAAAUCAGACUAUAUACGUAAAAUCAAUGAACUAAUGCCUAAAUAUGCACCAAAGGCAGCCAGUUCACGGACGGAUCUCUGACCACUGUGGCAGUCUCCAUCCUGCUAGAACCUCACACAGAUUACAUUAACCUCUCUAUUUUGUUUCUUAAGCCUUUUUUGUAACUUAUUUAAGUGGGCUCCCAACAGUGUCAGACUUGGAAGUGUGGAGCCAUGUGUGAAAUGCUGGUUUCACAGCCCCCAUUUUGUCUCUAGUUUGUAUUUCUCUCGCCUCUGGUUUGCUUUAUGGCAUCACACUAUGUAUGGGAUUUUUUUAUUAAAGUAAAAAGAAAUCUA